Kluyveromyces marxianus DMKU3-1042 is the source of this 1551-nucleotide messenger RNA. It is a transcript of the gene MPA43, whose product is annotated as Mpa43p. NCBI's taxonomy places the organism in Eukaryota, Fungi, Ascomycota, Saccharomycetes, Saccharomycetales, Saccharomycetaceae. The record is from RefSeq and is a predicted model, not a curated record. Gene Ontology annotation, biological process: carbohydrate metabolic process. The transcript has a single exon. Gene Ontology annotation, molecular function: kinase activity. Bases 1 to 1551 code for a protein of 516 amino acids.
AUGAGGACAGUUGGAAUAGGUAUAGAUUUGGGAUCUUCAAGCUUCAGAAUUGGUGUUUUUGAUUCGGAGACUGAUGAGCUAAUAGAGCAGGAAUCUCAUAAAGUUGGGUACCUUUACUAUAAGGAUAAUAUAUUCACACAAUCCACUCAUGAUAUUAUCAAAGCGAUAGACGUUACAUUUGCAAGACUUAAGCUAUCUAACUUUAAUGUCCGAUCGAUAGGUGUUGCGGCGACUUGCUCCAUGGUGGUCGGAAAGCAAGAUGGUAAUAAUUUGAUUCCUACUCAUAUAUAUGAAGAUUUUAAAACUGAUAAUUGUCAGGAUGUGCUGUUUUGGAUGCAUUCGGCGGCACGUAAAGAAACAAUGUAUCUGAACAAAACUGUAGACAAUCGCGUAUUAUCUUUCUUCGGAGGAAAAUUCUUUCCUGAAAUGGCCAUCCCAAAGCUUUUAAUGCUAAGCAAGAUAAAACUCAGAAAUGAAUUAACUGUGAUCGAUUUGCACAGAUGGUUACUUUGGAUUGUUUGCUUAAAACUGGAUUAUGACGUUAACCUUCCGGUCAAUGUAGUAAAUUCUAAUGGAAUUGGCCAUGACGGAGAACUUUUUGGAUGGAAAUCAGACUUUUAUGAUAAACUAAACUUAGACGGUAUCUUUAUUGGUAAUAAUAACGCAAUAGAUUCCAAAAUCUCAAUUGGUGAUAGUUGUAUUGAUUGCUAUUCCAGUUGGUUCCCUACCAUAAAGAAGGAAACACUCAACAAUGCUUUAUUUGCAAUCGCGGGAACAUCCACAUGCUUUCUAUAUGCAACUGAUAAAACCGAGAGGUUUUUCAAUGGAAUAUGGGGUCCUUUUAAAGAUAUACUAUUCAAUAGAGAUCACCAUCAGUCAAUAGAUCCUUUUUCAGUUUAUGAAAGUGGUAUCUCCAAAACUGGGUUGUUAUUGGAACAAUUGUUGUUGGAACAUCCAGUAAGUAAAAGCACUGAAGGUGACAUUCUGGGUUUAAUUGAAAAAGAGAUUCAGUUGAUAGAAAAAAAAGAAAACACAUCUAUACAUACUCUUGUUAAUGAACUAUACUACGAAGAAGAUGCAGCUUGCAAUGAAUCUCCAUUCAUAAAACAAAAUAAAAAUGGAAUUUCAAGACAACCUUAUAAUGAUGAUUUCAGAGAUAUUACUUUAAAAUACAUUGUGAUCGUGGAAACUCUAGCUUUUCAAAUCGCUGACGUGAUUCAAGUUUUCAGAGACAAUAAUUUGCAUAUUAAUACAUUUGUAAUAGUUGGAAGUCAAGCAAAAAAUAAAAGAAUGUUGAGCGUUUUAAAAUCAUUGUGUAAAAACCUUGAACUUUGGAGCACACAAGGUAAUGAGGACAAAAUCGGAGUGAAGGGAGCAUAUCUCUUAGGGAAAUCGCGCAGUAAUAACGAAUCACUUAUACAUAGUCUUGCUUCAUCAUCAGAAAAAUUAACCCGUAUUGACGUCUCUCUAAAAAUUUCAGCCAAAACCACUUCUUUACUAGAACAAAAGUACCUGAUUUAUAAAAGUUUGGUUAAUACAAAAAUGCGCUAA